Messenger RNA from Racocetra persica, 155 nucleotides. Lineage: Eukaryota; Fungi; Glomeromycota; Glomeromycetes; Diversisporales; Gigasporaceae. The record is from the annotation of a GenBank genome assembly.
AGAAGAAACAGAUUAGAAUGAAAGAAAACUCAAUGUUUGAAAAUCAAAUGAUAGAAAGUUCGAUGGUUAAAAGCCUGAUGGUUGAAAGCCCAGUAGUUGAAAGCUCAACAGUUGAAAGUUCAACAGUUGAAAACUUAAUUAUUGAAGAAAACUGA